GCCGGCCGGCCGCCCGCCACCCGCCGAGGCCUCCGCCGCGGCGAGGCGCCCGCCCGCCCCGCUCCUGUCUCUUUAAGUGGUGGGGCCAACGGGCCGCCCCUGCAGCUGCUGCCCGGGUGGCCCCGCGCGCCGCUUUUGAGGGGCGAACCAAGAUGGCGGCGGCUUUGGCUCGGUGAGGAAGACGGAAGAGGCGGCGGCGGCGCAGGGAGCGCGGCUUCCAGCAGCCCGAGGCGCUCGGACGCCCGGGGAGGGCCGGGGGGCCGGCCUCCGCAGCUGUCCACAGAGCGGCGGCAGCGCGCCGCGGCACGAGCGGGCGCCAGGCGGCCCCGGACGUUGGAAACCGCGGGAGCAGAGCGAAGCCGCCGGCGCCGCGGUGGCAAGGCCAGGUACAAGGAAGGAAAACAUGGCGGCGGCGGCGGCCUGAGGAGGCGGCGGCGGCGCGGGAAGCGGCUCGGCGGAGAUGAUGGCGGAGGCGGGAGCCGGGCGGUGUUAGAGCCGAGCCCGGAGGUCCUGCGGCGGCCGGGCGGGAGGCUCGGAAGCGCUGCGCGCCCCGCGACUCGGGGCGGCCGGGGGCUCGCCGGGCCUGGACAAUAGCAGCCCGGGAGUGCGGGGGGAGGCGGCGGCCCGGAGCUCGGGACAUGCGGCAGUGAGGCCGGGGAGCCCUCUGCUUGCGGGCGCCCUCCCGCCUCUCUCCGGGGACCCCCCCACCCCAUCUUCCCAAGCCCUUUUCCUGGGCGACUGCAGCGGGGCCCCCGGCCUCUUCCCUCCCCGGGCGGCACCAUGACGGACACCCGGAGGCGGGUGAAGGUCUACACGCUCAACGAGGACCGGCAGUGGGACGACCGGGGCACCGGGCAUGUGUCGUCCGGCUACGUGGAGCGGCUGAAGGGCAUGUCCCUGCUAGUCAGGGCCGAGAGCGACGGUUCUCUACUUUUAGAGUCCAAAAUAAAUCCUAACACUGCAUACCAGAAACAACAGGACACUCUGAUUGUGUGGUCUGAAGCAGAGAAUUAUGACUUGGCCCUAAGCUUUCAAGAAAAAGCUGGAUGCGAUGAAAUUUGGGAGAAAAUAUGUCAGGUUCAGGGAAAGGACCCUUCUGUGGACAUCACACAAGACCUUGUGGAUGAAUCUGAAGAGGAGCGAUUUGAUGACAUGUCAUCACCAGGUUUAGAGUUGCCAUCUUGUGAAUUAAGUCGCCUUGAGGAAAUUGCGGAACUUGUGGCAUCAUCUUUACCGUCCCCCCUUCGUCGUGAGAAACUUGCACUGGCACUGGAAAAUGAGGGUUACAUUAAAAAGCUCUUAGAGCUUUUUCACGUAUGUGAGGAUUUGGAAAAUCUUGAAGGACUGCACCACUUGUAUGAAAUUAUCAAAGGCAUCUUCCUCUUGAAUCGGACUGCUCUUUUUGAAGUUAUGUUUUCUGAAGAAUGUAUAAUGGACGUCAUUGGGUGUUUAGAAUAUGAUCCUGCUUUAUCACAACCACGAAAACACAGGGAAUUUCUGACCAAAACAGCCAAGUUUAAAGAAGUAAUUCCCAUCUCAGAUCCUGAGCUAAAACAAAAAAUUCAUCAGACGUACAGAGUUCAGUAUAUACAAGAUAUGGUUCUGCCCACCCCUUCAGUCUUUGAGGAGAACAUGCUGUCAACACUUCACUCCUUUAUCUUUUUCAAUAAGGUAGAAAUUGUUGGUAUGUUACAGGAAGAUGAAAAAUUUCUGACGGAUUUGUUUGCACAAUUAACAGAUGAAGCAACAGAUGAGGAAAAGAGACAAGAGCUGGUAAACUUCUUAAAAGAGUUUUGUGCAUUUUCUCAAACGCUGCAACCUCAAAACAGAGAUGCUUUUUUCAAGACUUUGUCAAACAUGGGCAUAUUACCUGCUCUAGAAGUCAUCCUCGGCAUGGAUGAUACACAGGUGCGAAGUGCUGCCACUGAUAUAUUCUCAUACUUGGUUGAAUAUAAUCCUUCCAUGGUACGAGAGUUUGUCAUGCAGGAGGCACAACAGAAUGAUGAUGUAAGUAAGAAGUUAACAGAGCAAAAAAUAACCAGCAAGGAUAUUCUCCUCAUCAACCUCAUUAUAGAACAUAUGAUUUGUGAUACAGAUCCUGAGCUUGGAGGAGCAGUCCAGCUCAUGGGCCUGCUUCGGACCUUAGUUGACCCAGAGAACAUGCUAGCCACUGCCAAUAAAACAGAAAAGACUGAGUUUCUGGGUUUCUUCUACAAGCACUGUAUGCAUGUUCUCACUGCGCCUUUACUAGCAAAUACGACAGAAGACAAACCCAGUAAAGAUGAUUUUCAAACUGCCCAGCUAUUGGCACUUGUGUUGGAAUUGUUAACAUUUUGUGUGGAGCACCAUACCUACCACAUAAAGAACUAUAUUAUUAAUAAGGAUAUUCUCCGGAGAGUGCUGGUUCUUAUGGCUUCGAAGCAUGCUUUCUUAGCAUUAUGUGCCCUUCGUUUUAAGAGAAAGAUUAUUGGAUUAAAAGAUGAGUUUUAUAACCGCUACAUAAUGAAAAGUUUUCUGUUUGAACCAGUAGUCAAAGCAUUUCUCAACAAUGGAUCUCGCUACAAUCUGAUGAACUCUGCCAUUAUAGAGAUGUUUGAAUUUAUUAGAGUGGAAGAUAUAAAAUCCUUAACCGCUCAUGUAAUUGAGAAUUACUGGAAAGCACUGGAAGAUGUAGAUUAUGUACAGACAUUUAAAGGAUUAAAACUGAGAUUUGAACAACAGCGAGAAAGGCAAGAUAACCCCAAGCUUGACAGUAUGCGUUCCAUUUUGAGGAAUCAUAGAUACCGAAGAGACGCUAGAACACUAGAGGAUGAGGAGGAGAUGUGGUUCAACACCGAUGAAGACGACAUUGAGGACGGGGAAGCUGUAGUGUCUCCCUCUGACAAAACGAAAAAUGAUGAUGAUAUCAUGGAUCCAAUAAGUAAAUUCAUGGAGCGGAAAAAAUUAAAAGAAAGUGAAGAAAAGGAGGUGCUGCUGAAAACGAAUCUUUCUGGACGACAAAGCCCAAGUUUCAAGCUUUCCCUGUCCAGUGGAACCAAGACUAACCUCACCAGCCAGUCAUCCGCAGCAAGUCUGCCCGGCUCCCCAGGGUCGCCCGGCUCCCCCGGCUCUCCAGGCUCUCCUGGAUCCGUCCCUAAAACCACAUCUCAGACGGCAGCUAUUACUACCAAGGGAGGACUUGUGGGGCUGGUAGAUUAUCCUGAUGAUGAUGACGAUGAUGAUGAAGAUGAAGACAAGGAAGACACGCUACCGUUGUCAAAGAAAGCAAAGUUUGAGUCCUAAUCACAGCAACUGCCUAGAUUGGCACCUGUUGAAAAACUGGUUCUGUAGCCCUCCCCCCCAUGAGGUCCACAAGCAGGUGCAGUGGUCUCUGAGUGACUGACCGGGUCAGCCUCCACGCCCGGCUUCUGCUCAUCAAGUGCCAAUACCAUGGAGCAGGAGGAGGGGAGAGGAGUGCGUGUAGGAGAAAGACUUGAUGCCUGUGAGCUCUCCAGCUGGACCGCAUUGCCCUUUUCUCAGGGAAGGAAAUGGAAACAAAAAGCCAACAGGGCAGGGGUUUUGUAAGUUGAACUCUGCAUUGACUGGUCAGUUGCUACAAUCAGAACAUGCUUUCUUGGACCAUGUUUAAGACUUGGAAGAAUGGGCCUUCAGCCGUGAUUCUUCAAGAGUUAAGAAUGCCAGCAGUUUCUUUGUGUAAAGAGACCUGCCUUCAAAAUCACACGCUCUGGACAUUUUAGUCAAAAUCACACAUUCUGGACAUUUUAGUCAAGCUACAACAGGUUUGGAAAACCUCUGUGGGGGAGGGAUGAAUAUAAAGUUUCCUCUUUUUUAUCUGUUCCCUUUGCCCUUCAACUGCAGAUUUUUUUUUUAAGUGGGGCUUCGUCCCUGCUUGAUUAAAGAUUGAGUGGAAUUCUA
Messenger RNA from Ochotona princeps (American pika), 3915 nucleotides. It is a transcript of the gene PPP4R3A, whose product is annotated as protein phosphatase 4 regulatory subunit 3A. Gene Ontology annotation, cellular component: protein phosphatase 4 complex; nucleoplasm. Gene Ontology annotation, biological process: DNA damage response; protein dephosphorylation. The coding region runs from base 781 to 3282 and encodes 833 amino acids. The record is from RefSeq and is a predicted model, not a curated record. Lineage: Eukaryota; Metazoa; Chordata; Mammalia; Lagomorpha; Ochotonidae. The transcript is spliced from 15 exons. Gene Ontology annotation, molecular function: protein phosphatase activator activity.